AUGCCAGCGACGAUUGGCGAUACACUCUCCCGGCUUUUCAAGCCCGACCGCGCUUCCAAGUCGGGCCCCAAGUCUCCUACCUCCCCUGGGGCACACACGAUCACCAACCUCUCUCUCGGAGAGUUCUCCAUCGACGAGUACCAGCCUGUUAAAGUCAUUGUCAUCGGAGCUGGAUUCAGCGGUAUCAUUGCGGGCAUUCGCUUCCCGCAGAAGAUCCCCAAUGUACAACUCACGAUAUACGAAAAGAGUGGGGGCGUGGGCGGAGUAUGGCACAACAACAGAUAUCCAGGUCUUGCAUGCGACAUUCCUGCACACUGCUACCAGCUUUCGUUCGAAGAAAAGCGCGACUGGUCUGCCUUUUACGCGCCGGGGCACGAGAUUCGCGAGUACCUCGAGUCCGUGUCAGCCAAGCACAAGCUCGAACGCUACAUCCGGCUCAACCACGAAGUUGUUCAUGCUCGCUACGAUGAACCGACAGCCAAAUGGCACGUUCGCGUCUGCCGGGUCAAACCUGACGCCCCGGGAGAGACGGAGGAGAUUGAAGACAGCGCGGAUGUUCUGUUCACGGCCUUCGGGACACUCAGUCGUUGGCAGAUGCCGGAUAUCCCCGGGUUGAAAGACUUUGAGGGCGAGCUGCACCACUCAGCUGGAUUCGACCCUGGCGAGAAGACGUGGCAGGAGGUGGCAGAGCAAUGGCGCGAUAAACGAGUGGGCGUGGUCGGGGUGGGGUCCUCUGCACUGCAGCUGGUUCCAGCUCUGCAACCGCGGGUUCAGAAGUUGGUAAAUUAUGUCCGAGGCAAGACCUGGCUCGCAGUGCCGUUCCAGAGCAGUUCAUUCGCGGAGCUGUUAGGCCGCGACGAAAUGCAUGCGGAGGACUACAAGUUCACCCCUGAAGAGCUCGCGAGGCUUCGAGACGACCCGGAGUUCUAUAAGAGCUUCCGGCAGCGCAUUGAGCACGAUCUAAAUGGUGCCCACCCGUCAACUCAGCGGGGUUCGCCGAUGCAAAUCAUGGGCAAGGAGCUCUUCCGUGCCAAUAUGGUGAAGAAGCUGGAGAGCCGGCCGGAUAUCGCCGAGAAGCUCAUUCCGGAGUUUCCUGUUGCAUGCCGGAGACUCACGCCCGGCCCUGGGUAUCUUGAAGCGUUGUGCAAGGAGAACGUCGACUUUGUUUCUGAGCGGAUCAAAACGUUCACUAAGACUGGCAUCGAGACCGCCGACGGCAAGACCCAAGACCUUGACAUCGUCUUCCUCGCUACCGGCUAUGACGUCUCCUUCCACCUUCCAUUCCCCGUGCUUGGUCGUGGCGGAAAGUCACUCACCGACCGUUUCACUCCACAUCCUGAAGCAUACUUAUCCGUCGCUGUCGACGGCUUCCCGAACAUGUUCAUGGCACUUGGGCCGAACUCGGGCGUAGGAUCUGGCUCGCUCCUUGCCCUCAGCGAGUUCCAAGUCCUCUACGCGGUGCAGGCGGUCGCCAAGAUGCAACGGGAGAGGUUGAAAAGCAUUGAGAUCAAGACAAAGGCGGUCAAGGACUACGAUCGGUAUUUGGAGACCGUCUACAGCGAGAAGUGCCGCUCGUGGUACAAGAUGGGGAAGGAAGAAGGUCGUGUCGUCGGGCUCUGGCCUGGGUCUACUUUGCACGCGCUCCGGGCGCUCGAGCAUCCGCGCUGGGAGGACUACGAUUAUGAGUCCAGGGACGAAGGCGAGCAUAGCAUGUUCUGGCUCGGAGAUGGCCAGACGUGGUCUGAGAAGACAAUGACGGGAGACCGAGCUUGGUACCUGCAGGAGAAGUAUCUCGACAGGCCAGAAGGCUUGGACUCAGCUAACACGCAACGCCACAGCACCCACCGAUUAGACCUAGACCAGGACCUCGCCAGCGUAUGCGGUCACUCAGAUGAUAUUGCUACUGCCAGGGUCUGA
Messenger RNA from Epithele typhae, 1917 nucleotides. RefSeq names its product FAD/NAD-P-binding domain-containing protein. Lineage: Eukaryota; Fungi; Basidiomycota; Agaricomycetes; Polyporales; Epitheliaceae. Bases 1 to 1917 code for a protein of 638 amino acids. The transcript is spliced from 16 exons. The record is from RefSeq and is a predicted model, not a curated record.